AUGGAGAGUAUCCUAGUGCAAGUUGCCAAUGAGGCUCCUCAGUCAAUCGCUGUGAUUGAAGAUGAUCGUGAAAUCAGCUACGAAAACCUUAUCAAAAAAGCGGAUCUCCUAGUCCAGGCUCUUAAAGCGCAGGAUUUCGCAAAUGAAGAGCCUGUUUGUGUUUUCCUUCAUCCGGGAAUACAGCAGAGUAUUUCACAAGUCGCCAUCUUGCGAGCUGGAGGAACCGUCGUGCCUAUUCAUCCGGACAUGCCCGCAAAGCGUGUCUCGGAUAUGCUUCGUGAUAUUGACCUUCAUCUUGUGGUCACUAAUCGAGACCUCGCCAAGCAAUUUACGGAUUCCAAGGUCCUGACCGUGGAAGAAAUCCUGGAGCAGGAGGGCAAUAUAGGGAAGUGUAAAGAAAUACACGUGCAGGCUGGGUGUCCAGAAGGACAUCGCAGCCAUAUUCUUUUCACGUCUGGGUCAACAGGGAAGCCAAAGCCGAUCGAGAUUCGCGCCGCUAGUAUUCUCCAUGCAAUCAACUACUUUCCUGGACCGACUCUCAAUGACACAGAUCGAAUGACCGCAUUCAUUAACCCUGGAUUUGACCUAUCGCUCCUAGAAGUUUGGAUGCCUCUUCUUCGCGGGGCCGCAGUGGUAAAAGUUCCCAAACUCAUUGCUACCGACCCACUCGCCCUCAAAGGUUUCCUGGACAAGAAUAAAGUAACAGCGAUGGUCGUUCCGGCUGCUAUUUUCAAUGUUAUUGCACAUGUCAUGCCAGACACGUUUUCGGGCCAGCGAAACGUUUUUCUAGGGGGCGAGCGAGCGAAUGCCGCGGCUGUAAAGAAAGUCCUUGAAGGGGGUUCGCCAGAGCAUUUGUGGAAUAUAUACGGACCCACAGAAGCGACCAUCUAUGUCACGAUUCAUCUCAUUGAUUUGGAGGAGUGUGAAUUUGAUGAUAUUAGCAUUGGCAGGCCAGUUGGACACACCAAAAUACAUCUUUUGGACGAAGAAAUGAAGCCUGUCACCGCCAUAAAAGAGCUAGGAGAAAUAUGUGUCUCCGGGCCUCAGCUUUCAAGUGGCUAUUUAAAUAUGCCUGAUGAGUCAAACGAAAAAUUCAUCUACUUAGAUAGCGGCGACCUGGGCGGGGAACCUGGUGAAUCAUUUCGUGUUUAUCGAACAGGUGACCUUGGCCAGUGGAGAGAUUCCACCGGCCUUCUGGAUUAUAUUGGCCGAACAGACAAUCAGAUCAAACGAGAUGGAAAUCGAAUUGAGCUCGGGGAUAUUGAAAGUACCCUAGAGAAACACCCACAGGUUUUCUCAUGCACCGUCAUCCAAAGCACGUCUGAGACUUCUGAUCUUUUGACUGCAUACGUGAUUCCUGAGGAUGCCAGUCGUGGAUGCGAAAAGAACCAAAUCAUUCAAUGGGCCAAAGAGCAACUCCCGCCCUAUAUGAUUCCUGAUACUAUCGAUAUCCGGAAGGAAUUUCCCCUUACGCCGGCUGGCAAAGUUGAUCGAAAGGCAUUGGCAGAGGGAGGGCAGACUCAAAAUCACAACGUGGAGACACGUUCUAGCGAAGAAUCCCAGACCGAACCAACCGGUGGAGAUAACGUAAAAUGGUUGCAAUCAAAAAUCAAAAGCUAUCUUGGUGUCUCGCAUAUCCGUCCCGACGACAAUGUGUUCUCUCUUGGGUUGAGUUCCCUCCAGGCUGCUCGAACCUUCCAGCUUUACUCAAUGUUUCUCCUCGAGACUCCCGAUUCUCACUCGCAGGUGCUGAAGUGGGAGCGUGAUUCCCAUUUGGCUGACGAGAUUGCAGCUCCUGCUGAUUGGAUAUCGGAAGGGGAGGGUCGUAUUUUUCUGACUGGAGCAACUGGUUUCCUGGGUGCUUACUUGUUGAGUUCCCUUUUGGCGAUGCCCUGUGUGAAACAAGUUGCUUGCCUUGCCAGACAUCGUGGGAGCAUGACUGCGAAGGACCGUAUUCGACAGACUCUCGAAAAGUAUGAAUUGUGGGAAAAUUGUUCAGAAAUGAUGGAGAAGGUCAUUGUUCUCGAUGGCGAGCUUGCAGAUGAUGAUCUGGGAAUUGGAAGGGACAAUUUCUACUGGCUCGCUAAUUGGGCAAGUGUUGUGUUUCAUGUUGGGGCUCGUGUCAAUUGGUGUGAACCAUACGAAGCCCAUUAUGAGCCCAACGUCAUCGGAACAAAGAACAUAAUACGACUUGCGGUACAGGGUCGACGAAAGUCCCUCCAGUACGUCUCAUCUAUUGAUGUGUGGAACGUCACUGGCUUCAUCAACAAGACUGAACGCGUUUUUGAAGAUGAACCACUAUCAAGACACGCUGGAUCAUUGCCUUACGACAUGGGUUAUUCUCAAAGUCAGUGGGUAGUGGAAGAGAUGAUUCAAAGAUCCAGGGCGCGUGGGCUUCCAGUUGUCAUUCAUCGGCCAGGGUUUAUCAUUGGGGAUCGCUCUCGAGCUAUCGGCAAUCCUGACGAUUUCUUUGCUCGCAUGAUUGUGGGUUGCAUUCGAUGUGGAAACUUUCCAUAUCUCCCUAGCCAGCGCCUGGAGUGGGUCACAGUGGACUAUGUAUGUUCUGCCAUACUGCACAUAGCAUCCAAGAUGGAUAACCUAGGCCGAUCUUACCAUUUGGUUUCGACAGACCCUACACAGUCGGUAAGCAUGGAACGAACAUGCGAAAUUAUCAAUGAGGCUGGGUUCUCGGUGGAGCAAGUACCUUACAAUGACUGGGUCGAGAAGAUAAAGUCUUCCCCAGGAAAUCCUUUGGAGUCUAUGGUGCCACUUCUACAGGAAUCGGUCCUGGGAAAUAAUAGUCGCAUUCAAACCGGCACGUACAAUCCUAUCUACGAUGCAAAAAAUACUACUCGGGCCUUGAGCGACCGCCCCGACAUCAGGUAUAAGACACUUGAUGCAGACCUCUUACGGAGAUUUGUGGAUUAUUGGAUAAACAGAGGUGACUUUAGUCUUUAA
Molecule: messenger RNA, 2958 nt
Organism: Penicillium manginii
Lineage: Eukaryota; Fungi; Ascomycota; Eurotiomycetes; Eurotiales; Aspergillaceae
Product: Male sterility NAD-binding
Exons: 2
Coding region: 1-2958 (985 amino acids)
Source: RefSeq, a predicted model, not a curated record